AUGCACAGGGCCGGCCGGCUGACUUUUCCCGACAGCAGCCAGAGCCUGCAGUGCCCCUGGGAGAGAGCCUACCAGGAUCACAGGAGGAAGGUCCAGGAUGCCCAGCCACUUGUGGACACCCGGGCCCCGCUGACUCGAAGCCACCUCCACCUGAAACUCAAGAAGCUGAAGCUGGAGGAGGAGCGGCUCGCUGUCAUCGGCAGGGACAACCGCCUGCUGCUGGAGAAGGUGUCCUGCAUCAUGGGGACCAGGGGACAGGCCGACAGCAGAAGCAACUGCACACACAGGAGGUAACUGGGGCCCUCCACCCCAGGGUCAGCACCAACCCUGGAAGGACCCUGAACACUCAGCCCCAGGGCCUGAGCAGAAGAGCUCCUCCUGAGCCAGAGCGAGGCGGUUCGUCCCCUCUCAAGAGAGCCACAGGCCAGAGAAAUGCCUUGUCCUCUGUGGUCCCAGAACCAAAGCGUUCCCCGAGAUCAGGCUGAUCCUCGCACAACA
This is a messenger RNA of Diceros bicornis minor, 498 nucleotides long. RefSeq names its product CFAP97 domain containing 2 (gene CFAP97D2). The coding region runs from base 1 to 294 and encodes 97 amino acids. NCBI's taxonomy places the organism in Eukaryota, Metazoa, Chordata, Mammalia, Perissodactyla, Rhinocerotidae. The transcript has 3 exons. The record is from RefSeq and is a predicted model, not a curated record.